Molecule: messenger RNA, 6088 nt
Organism: Mesoplodon densirostris (Blainville's beaked whale)
Lineage: Eukaryota; Metazoa; Chordata; Mammalia; Artiodactyla; Ziphiidae
Gene: EXOC6B
Product: exocyst complex component 6B
Exons: 22
Coding region: 183-2618 (811 amino acids)
Biological process (GO): Golgi to plasma membrane transport; intracellular protein transport; exocytosis
Cellular component (GO): exocyst; membrane
Source: RefSeq, a predicted model, not a curated record
GAGGGGUCGUCCUGCGGGUAGCAGGAGGCUCAGGAGGCUGUGGAGACUGGGGUGAGAGAGAGGAGAGAGAGAGAGAGAGAGAGCGAGAGAGAGGGAGAGAGAGAGGGAGAGAGAGAGAGCGCGAGCGAGCGAAAGGUGAGCCGAGCUGAAGGAGGGCAAACGCUGCCGGGCACCCCCAGUCUAUGGAGCGGGGUAAGAUGGCGGAGGCGGAGAGCCUGGAGACAGCGGCGGAGCACGAGCGGAUCCUCCGAGAGAUCGAGAGCACCGACACGGCCUGCAUCGGGCCCACGCUCAGGUCUGUCUAUGAUGGUGAGGAACAUGGACGAUUCAUGGAGAAGCUUGAAACUCGCAUCCGCAAUCAUGACCGAGAAAUUGAGAAAAUGUGCAACUUUCAUUACCAGGGCUUUGUGGACUCUAUAACGGAACUGCUGAAAGUAAGAGGAGAAGCCCAGAAACUCAAAAAUCAAGUGACGGAUACUAAUAGAAAACUACAGCAUGAGGGAAAGGAACUGGUAAUAGCAAUGGAAGAGCUGAAGCAGUGUCGACUACAACAGAGAAAUAUUUCUGCCACUGUUGAUAAGUUAAUGCUGUGUCUUCCAGUCCUGGAGAUGUAUAGCAAACUGAGGGACCAGAUGAAAACUAAAAGGCAUUAUCCUGCACUGAAAACUCUGGAACAUCUAGAGCAUACCUAUCUGCCUCAAGUAAGCCACUAUCGAUUCUGCAAGGUGAUGGUGGACAAUAUCCCCAAGCUUCGAGAAGAAAUUAAGGAUGUUUCUAUGUCUGAUCUCAAAGACUUUCUGGAGAGUAUCCGCAAACAUUCAGACAAAAUUGGAGAGACUGCCAUGAAGCAAGCCCAACAACAAAGAAACCUGGAUAACAUCAUCUUGCAACAACCCAGAAUAGGUAGCAAGAGAAAACCUAAGAAAGAUGCAUAUACAAUUUUUGAUACAGAGAUAGGAAGCACUAGCCCCAAGUCUGAACAGGAUUCAGGAAUUCUGGAUGUUGAAGAUGAGGAAGAUGAUGAAGAGGUACCUGGGGCCCAAGAUUUGGUUGAUUUCUCUCCUGUUUAUCGAUGUCUACACAUAUAUUCUGUCCUGGGUGCCCGGGAAACAUUUGAGAACUACUACCGAAAACAGAGGCGAAAACAGGCUCGUUUGGUGCUCCAGCCUCCUUCUAACAUGCAUGAAACUUUAGAUGGCUACAGGAAGUAUUUUAAUCAAAUUGUAGGCUUUUUUGUGGUUGAAGAUCACAUUUUACAUACAACCCAGGGCUUAGUAAAUAGAGCCUACAUCGAUGAACUGUGGGAAAUGGCACUUUCAAAAACUAUCGCAGCACUCCGUACUCACUCGUCUUACUGCUCUGAUCCAAACCUCGUGUUAGAUUUGAAGAACCUCAUUGUGCUUUUUGCUGACACACUUCAGGUGUAUGGUUUUCCUGUAAAUCAACUUUUUGACAUGCUGUUAGAAAUCAGAGAUCAAUAUAGUGAAACUUUGCUAAAGAAGUGGUCAGGUAUUUUCAGAAACAUACUUGAUUCUGACAACUACAGUCCUAUACCAGUAGCAAGUGAGGAGAUAUAUAAAAAGGUGGUAGGACAAUUCCCAUUCCAAGAUACAGAGCUGGAAAAGCAACCAUUUCCAAAAAAGUUUCCAUUCUCUGAAUUUGUGCCAAAAGUUUACAACCAAAUUAAAGAAUUUAUCUACGCCUGUCUGAAGUUUUCAGAAGAUCUUCAUCUAAGUUCAACUGAAGUUGAUGACAUGAUUCGUAAAUCUACAAACCUGUUGCUAACUAGGACUCUGAGCAGCUCUCUGCAGAAUGUCAUUAAAAGGAAGAAUAUUGGACUUACUGAGCUUGUGCAGAUUAUUAUCAAUACGACACACUUGGAGAAAUCCUGUAAGUACUUGGAAGAAUUCAUCACCAAUAUCACUAAUGUGCUUCCAGAGACCGUCCACACCACCAAGCUGUAUGGCACCACGACUUUUAAGGAUGCCAGACAUGCAGCUGAAGAAGAGAUUUAUACCAACUUAAACCAGAAGAUUGACCAGUUUCUACAGCUGGCUGACUAUGACUGGAUGACAGGAGAUUUGGGCAACAAAGCUAGUGAUUACCUAGUAGACCUCAUUGCCUUUCUCCGUAGCACCUUUGCUGUCUUCACACACCUUCCUGGAAAGGUGGCCCAGACAGCAUGUAUGUCAGCUUGCAAGCAUUUAGCCACAUCCUUGAUGCAACUUUUGCUGGAAGCUGAAGUAAGGCAGCUCACCUUGGGAGCAUUACAGCAGUUCAACUUGGAUGUCAGAGAAUGUGAACAGUUUGCCAGAUCCGGCCCGGUGCCUGGGUUCCAGGAGGACACGCUGCAGUUGGCCUUCAUCGACUUGAGACAACUUUUAGAUCUCUUCCUCCAGUGGGAUUGGUCAACCUACCUUGCUGACUAUGGUCAACCCACCUGCAAGUACCUCCGGGUAAACCCUGUGACAGCCCUGACCCUGCUUGAGAAGAUGAAGGACACUAGCCGCAAGAACAACAUGUUUGCACAGUUUCGGAAAAAUGAGCGAGACAAGCAGAAAUUGAUUGACACUGUGGCCAAGCAACUCCGGGGACUCAUCAGCAGCCACCACUCGUGAAGGCAGGCCUCGGGCCCACAGAGGCUGCUGGCUGCAGCCCCAGAGUCCGGGCCCCAGCACUGGCUGGCCUUGCAUUUGUGCAUUCUUCUUCAAAGAGAGCAAAUGUAUUUUUUUAAUAACCUAUGUACAGUAUUCGCAUAACCUUUCCCUAUAGUGAAAGAGGCACAAGGGUAAGCAAGUCCACGAGCUGUUGCUAGGCUGGGCUUCAGGGGAAGUCAUGCUACACUGUCUGUAUUUUCCUAGAGAUGGUGGUGUCAUCGGUCCAGCAUGAUAAACCACCUUUCAUCCGUGGCUCUAGAGCUUAGAUCUGGGGCUCAGAAACUACACAAACAGAAUGGGUACUUGGCUCUGGGAGGUAAGGUGAGUAGGCAGAAGGGUAAUAAAGUACAUCCUGUUCACUCCUAGGGGCCCCAUUCACUGUGUAGGCGAGGCCGAUUCUUCCUGAUGCAAGGAAAGGGCCUGGAAAACACUACUACUUAGUCUAUCAAAGACCAGCACACAGUUCUGGAGGUUCAUCUCUUCAGUCCACUGACUUUCACUGACCGGUGAACAAGCGUGCUGUGCGGCAAGAUGACGGCUUCACUCCAGUCCCCCCAAGGAUGGCAUUUUUUAGCCUAGAUCUGACCCAAUGCUUUUACUUCUAAGUUUUCUGGGGCACGGUAGAGCUGAGUACGCAACGGGAAGAAUUGGACCUCGUGACUAACUAUAGGCUGCCCCACACCAGGAGGAGAUCUUGAAAGCCAGUGCAAAUGGAAUCAGAGCUCCAGCCCUUCCCCAUUCCUCUCAUUGUCAGGGUACUUGGUUCAGGGCAUAGGUCAACAGUUAUUCCUUAGACAGAGAGUCUGAGACUUGACCUCUUCCAGCAGUGUCAUUGGGAUAGUCAGAUUCCAGAAGCCUGAAAAUGGCCCUUACUUUACCCUUAGGUAAAACCUUGGAAUCAUUCCUUUGUGUUUUAAAGCCAACUUUCUGGCCACCAUCUUUAAAGGAAAUAUCAUCAACUCUGUACUGUGGGGACAGCUAUAGCUGGACUGAAUGGAUGUCUUUAGGGAUGGAACCACUGUCACCGUGAAGUAGAGCGGAUCAGCCAUGGCUAGUGGUUUGUUACCCAUGGCACAGCUGUCCCUCACUAAGUCAUAUCCUGGAUAAGCUCUUCUUGCUCAAGCCCAAAGCUUCCUUCCCCUUCUGAGAUCCCCAUAGCUAUCUUUUGGCUUCAUCUGAGAAGGAUUGCCUGUAAUCCUAUCCCUCAAGGUCUGGAGUUUGCAGAGGAGCCUGGACCAGCUAGCUUGGAGGCUGUGUCCUCUGUCCCAAAUGGGCUCCCGAGACUUAAUGCAAGGGCUUCACUAUGAAGUCAGGCAGAGGAAUCUGCCCUUUAAGACACUUCAGGGAGAUGCUACUAAGGCUACUGGCAAGAGUAUAAUCGUGCAUCACCAAACAAUGACAACUAAGCCACACAGUCAUUUCCAGCUUGGGUUAGUGGAAGGAAAGACUCAUCAGACAGAAUUCUUCACUCCCUUUGUCAGCUGCUGAGUUGCUUCUAGGGAAGACAGUGCUUCCUUUUUCACACCCCGACCCCCACCAAAUAUUGUAUCACAACUUAAAAACCAUGGGGAAGAAAAUAUGCACACCGGCACGCAGGCUUCCUCAAAGCUGGAGACCAGGCUGCGUGUGGACUCUGCAGAAGCCUUCUGAGGCUCAUCCUAGGGGCUAGGCAGUUUGCCCAGGGUUUUAGAAUGAGGCUCAGAGAUGAGUGCUGCUACCCAGAACUUCCAUAGCCAAGGAAAGGCAGGGGUCCAUGGGAAUGAGACCCAAAAUACCAUCUGUCAGGAUCUGGACUUUAUUAGAAAAGAACGAGAAAUGACCACACUAAUCCCAUUGCUUCAGAAGGGCCCCAAGCACCCUCCUUCACUAGAUGCCAGUUUACAGCAAGAUCUCUUCCGCUUUGAGUGCUGAGACUUUGAAGUGGAAUGGAGAGAACCUUAAGCAUAUCACAAUAGUUUUCAACUGUUAUCAUUGCUGGCCUGGUCUCAAACCUGUACCCUGGGGCUUCCCUGGUGACGCAGUGGUUGAGAGUCCGCCUGCCAAUGCAGGGGACACGGGUUCGUGCCCCGGUCCGGGAAGAUCCCACAUGCCACGGAGCGGCUGGACCCGUGAGCCAUGGCCGCUGAGUCUGCGCGUCCAGAGCCUGUGCUCUGCAACGGGAGAGGCCACAACAGUGAGAGACCCGUGUACCGCAAAAAAAAAAACCAAAAACCUGUACCCUGGAGAAACAGUGCUAUAGAAGAGAAAGUGAACAGGGUGGAGGACCGUGGGUUACUCUGCCCCUUGCACACACAGGUGUCUCUACAGAGAACGCUUAUUCAAGCCCAAGACUCAUAGGGUGGAUCCUUUGCUAGAUCCCUUCUUCCCUCUCCGUCUGCCUCAGCCUUCCCUAACGAAACCAACAUGCAGCUACUGAGUUGUCUGUGGGGACACACUCUUGGUGAGCAGGGAAAGGUAAAAAAACAGGGACCAGCAAUGUCCAAGCUGUUUGAAUUGGUGAAGUAAGAGUUUUCAGUUUUGUCUAUAGGCCUCUAGCUGCGCCUGCCCUUGCGAGGACUUGUGCAAAGCAUGGGUGUCCAUGCCCCUCAGACUCCUGACAUCUGGGCUCAAAUGCCCAGAGGUGUAGAAGUGCCCUGGAGGCCUCAGUAAGAGGCGAGAACAUGGGUGCCUGGAGGUCUUUCUGUCUUCUAGUUGGCUGAGUUCUUGGGAAAACCAGGUCCAUAUUCCUGAAGGGACAGUCAGGUUUGGGACCCUAGUGGGUUUCAGUAGUACUUUAGGCAGCUGGUAUAGUUUUAACGUAUCUCGUAGCAAAAUCUCUUUGAGUAGACUGUAAAUGAAGCUCUUGGGGGUGGGGAAGAACAGGACCUGGAAAUUGGGAACAACAGAGAGUCCCCACUGGUAAAGGGAAUAUACAGGCUUACAGGGAGCAGUCCGCAGUAUUUUCAGUGUCUCCCAGGCCUCCAAGUCAGCCUGCACACUUGACAAGUGCUUGCUCAGCAAAUCCCAGACCCAGGGCCCUUUAUCCCCAAGAUUGGCCUUGCCCAUGACUCUCCCCAUGAGGCCUCUGAGCACAGUCCCUGGGGCCUGCUGCAGAAAUCCCCCUCACCAUAGCCUCGCUUCUCCCAAGACUCUGCACCUGACUGCUUCCAUUGCCUCUUUUUUUUUUCUUUCUUUUGCCUGAGUUUGCAGUUACUUUUCACUAAUGUGUUGGAAAUGGCCUUUUUAUUUUGCACAUUUAUGGGGGAAAUUUAGGAAAGUCCAUUUUUAACUCUAAAGGGAACUUUUUUCUUUAAAACCAGUAAAGCUACUGAUACAGAUGGGCCUCAUGGUUAGUAGAAAACCUCUUAUGUGGAAAGAGCAUGUUUAUUCCUCCUGUACGUUUUCCUCUUUUAACUGCUAUUAAAUAAGACAUCCUAUGUACCUGUUCAAAA